This is a messenger RNA of Cantharellus anzutake, 1687 nucleotides long. RefSeq lists its product as uncharacterized. Bases 1 to 1641 code for a protein of 546 amino acids. Lineage: Eukaryota; Fungi; Basidiomycota; Agaricomycetes; Cantharellales; Hydnaceae. The transcript has 5 exons. The record is from RefSeq and is a predicted model, not a curated record.
AUGUGGAGGUUUACAAACUCACCAGCUAAUUUCAUCGACAAUGAUUAUGAAGUGCUUGAGGUGCUAGUCAGCAAGGCAUUUUCCAAUAUGGGAGUCAAAAAACUCUUUACAAGGCAGGUAAUAGCAGGCUUGAACAUCUCAGCUGGAGAGGCACUGCUCAUCAAGUUUCCCAGUGCAUCAACACUCAUCCCGAUAAGCCGAAAGCCACAGACAGAGGACGACAAUCCUCCUGUUCUCGAACUGUACUGUCUCAUUCAUGGCGAUGGCACCAACCAUAUCUUUCUGGCCAAAAUUGCGAGUACAGAGUCUGUCGGCACCCUCAAGGAGAUCGUUAGGGAGAAGAAUAAGUUCGCUCUCGAACACAUGGACGCAAAGACCCUCACACUCUGGAAGGUUUCCAUCCCGGUCGAUGACAGUCUCAAGGAGAAUGUGAAGAAGUUUCCACCCAGCAAGUCCAUAUCAUCCACUAGUCAACGUCCCCUAUUAUAUAAAGGCGACUGUGUCGCUGAAGCCCGCAAGGCAUGGGGUUCAUCCAUUUCACAAGAGGCCCCUUCCUCAGGAGGCCUACCCAAAAAGUUUGUUGCCAUCCAGAAAAAGGACAAACCUGCGUUUGCGUUUAAUUGCCCCCCAACCGCUGCCGUGACGAUACCCAUCUCACUAUCUCAUCCCAUAUUCAGCCAGUUCCAAGAUGACUGUAAAACUUAUACACCCACCAAGGAAGACCAUGAUUUCGCUUUAAAGUUCUCCCAUUCUAUGUCAAAUAUUUACGCCAAUGAAGGGGACAGGGCUGACCAAGCUCGAAAAGAUUUCGCAAGCUAUGGUCCCGACUCGUUGCCCACCGGAAUUGGCAAGUAUUGGACUGAUGGAGAUCUUCGCUACAAGGGCUUUUGCUUUGCACUCAUCAAGGCCAAGGCAGAGCUUUCCACUGGCGGUGCUGAGCCUUUUUUCGAGGCUGCCUGGUACUAUAGUGCCUUCAUAAGGAACCACUUUGACGAAACCCAUUCGCGUCUCCCUUGCUUUAUCCUCUACCUUGCUGGUGCCCACAUUGGCUUUUCCGGCUCCAUCUUGACCAUUCACCCUCAUCUGGAGGUCCUAGCCCCCAAGUUGCUGCUCUUCUAUCAUGCAUCCAACGUUGAUAUGCGCAUGCAAGCUGCCCAUUUUUUUGGGGCAACAAAAAAUGCGAUUCUUGCAUUGAAUAGUCACUAUGAAUCCGAACCUCCACAUAUAACCUCUAACCCAAUCCUUACGUUUCUGUAUCCUACCAACUUUGAUUCCCUGCGCGGUACCACAAAGUAUGCAUUUGAAUACUCAUCGCAGCUUGACGAGAAGAGGCUCCUAUUUUCUGGCACUGUUGGUGAUGAGAAAAUAUUCACCCAUCGAUACUCCAAGGAUGCACAUCUUGCAUGCUUCUUGCUUGGUUGUGCACCUGCUUUGAAGUGGUAUCAGCACAUUGCGGGUGGAUGGUAUAUGGUUGUCAUGGCUUUAAUUGGGGAUGAUUAUCAUGAAUUGCAGCAUUCAGAGAUGAAAGCCUUGUUCAAAGCCGAAAUCAAAGAGAAGGUGAACAAAAAGCAUUUGUGCAUGGUGAUAUUCGAACCACCAAUGUCAUGGUGCGGAAAGAUGGUAAGCCUGGAAUUCUACUAGUCGACUUUGACUGGGCAGGCAAAAUUGAGGAAGUGCGAUAUCCAAU